UUUUCUUGUGAGAGCAAUCAAUCAAAUCAAUGUGGAAAAUACCUUACUCGUCCGGUUGUAGUAUUCAAAAGGGUUUCAAUCGUGAGGCCAACUGUGUUUAUGUUUAACUUCAAAUAACUUGGAACCAUGAUGAUACCACUCCUCAGAAAUCGCAAUUCCAAAUCUUGUUCAUCAAUUGCUUCAUACUUGACUCUCACUCUAAAUGCAAACCCAACACAAACCCGCAUGCUAUUGCUACCCAAUUCACCAAAACCUCUAUUUUCAUACAGGCCAUUCUCAACUGCAAAAAAUUCAGACCACGACGAACCAAUCCCAGCCGUCGACAGUAUCGAUGCAGGCUCUUCAAUCCGAAAACCCAUCAGCUUAUGGCCUGGAAUGUACCACUCACCCGUCACAAAUGCUCUUUGGGAAGCAAGGUCUAACAUUUUUGAUAAACCGGGGCCGGGGGACACUACCACUACUACUCCCCAGACCCAGAGCGAGUUGGUCACCAGAACUCCCGCGCAGAGCCGGACUAGUAUUCUUUACAAGUUUUCCACUGAUUUUGAACUCAGAGACCAAUACAGGAAUCCCUGGAAUGGGGUUAGGAUUGGCAAGUUGCUUGAGGAUCUCGAUGCUCUUGCUGGAACCAUUGCAUACAAGCACUGCUGCAAUGAAGAUGGCACAACAAGGCCUCUACUCUUGGUGACUGCUUCGGUCGACAAGAUGGUUCUCAAGAAACCUAUUCGUGAUGACAUAGAUUUGAGUUUAGUCGGCGCUGUCGCGUGGGUUGGCAGGUCAUCCAUGGAGAUUCAACUCCAAGUCACGCAAUCCAUGGAUGGAACUCCAUCUUCAUCAGAGUCCGUUGCUCUUAUAGCAAACUUCACAUUUGUGGCUCGUGAUUCGAAGACUGGAAAAUCAGCUCCUGUUAACCAAAUCACACCUGAGACUGAAAAAGAAAAGUUGCUGUGGGAAGCAGCGGAUAAAAGGAAUGAAAUGAGGAAAAAGAAUAGAGCAGAACAUAAAAUAGAUAUCGAGGAUAAGGACAAAAACAGACUCAAUGCCUUGUUAGCUGAAGGUCGAGUCUUUUGUGACAUGCCAGCACUGGCAGACCGAGAUAGCAUUCUUAUCAGAGAUACUUGCCUCCAGAACUCUUUUAUAUGCCAGCCACAGCAAAGGAAUAUCCAUGGUCGAAUAUUUGGAGGAUUUUUAAUGCGAAGAGCAUUUGAACUGGCAUUCUCAACAACUUAUGCUUUUGCUGGUUCAGCACCACACUUUCUAGAAGUCGAUCAUGUUGAUUUCGUUAGACCUGUGGAUGUAGGUAAUUUCCUCCGUUUGAAGUCUUGUGUUCUAUAUACAGAACUUGAGAACCCUUCUGAACCUCUGAUAAAUGUGGAAGUUGUUGCUCAUGUUACACAGCCUGAGCUCAGGUCCAGUGAGGUGUCUAACAAAUUCUACUUCACAUUUUCUGUACAUCCCGAGGCCGUGAAAGAUGGUGUCCGGAUUCGCAAUGUUGUUCCCGCUACAGAAGAGGAAGCACUGCGUGUGAUUGAACGUAUGGAUGCAGAGAACUCCCAUAUUGCUGCAUCAUGAAUAUGCAUGGAAAGCAAGCAUUAGCGGAAAUCAAACAGCUCCAGUCAAGUGAUGUCAUUCUUAAGUAAACUUGGCCGGGACAGAUUUUGUUAUGCACUCUCUGUGUUCGUAUUAAAAGCUCCACUUCUUUUCCUUGAUUUCCCUCGAAUAAUGAUAUUCGUAUUUAGCAAUU
Messenger RNA from Rosa rugosa (rugosa rose), 1744 nucleotides. Its product is annotated as acyl-coenzyme A thioesterase 2, chloroplastic-like. Lineage: Eukaryota; Viridiplantae; Streptophyta; Magnoliopsida; Rosales; Rosaceae. The transcript has 5 exons. The record is from RefSeq and is a predicted model, not a curated record. Gene Ontology annotation, biological process: acyl-CoA metabolic process. Gene Ontology annotation, molecular function: fatty acyl-CoA hydrolase activity. The coding region runs from base 127 to 1572 and encodes 481 amino acids.